This is a messenger RNA of Chironomus riparius, 822 nucleotides long. The record is from the annotation of a GenBank genome assembly. Lineage: Eukaryota; Metazoa; Arthropoda; Insecta; Diptera; Chironomidae.
AUUUUCUUAAAAUUACAAAUAAUGAAGUUCAUAGUUGAGAAUAUUUUAAUAUUUUUGAUAAUAGCAGUUUCAGUUCAAGGUGAAACAAUAAGUCAGCAUUUUAAUACAUAUCUUCAAAACAAACAAGCUGGCAAUGAUAAUCAAUACGAUGAUGACUGCAUAAAGAAUACCUUGCAGGUAGACAAAUUUGGUGACAAGUCAUUGACACAAUUUGAAUUCGAUUUUCUAUUUGAUUAUUCGAGAUUUUAUUGCUCUGAGCAAAGUGCAAUUGAGUAUGAGAUCAAUAGCUACAAAUUUUUACAUAUGCACUUCGGCAUCGCUUCUGAUGAGAUUGCUGUUCCAUGUUUGAAGAAAAAGCUUCUUGAUUUAGAACCUGGAACAAAUUAUAUCAACGUAUCAGCUGAAAACAGCCCAACUUGUAGAUUUCAAAAAUUCCAUGAAGGACUUCCAAUGGGCUUGAGGUUUAUUUAUCAGCAAAACGCAGAAGACACCUUGAAAUUUGCCGAAACAUGCAGCCAAGUCUCAUUGGAUGAUUAUACAAAAAUCAUCGUAAAAUCAGUUUUGGUUACCAUCGUUGGCUUUAGUGAGGAACAAAAAGAUUUCGAACAGAAUAAAGUGAUGAGAGAAUUUAAAGAAUUUAAGACAGCUGGACGCAACUGUAUUGUAAAAAAACUUGAAAGUGAAUAAAUUAAAAAUAUUUCCAGCUAUUGCGGUUGAUUAACUAUGAUUGUUGAUUUCUAAGGUACACAAAUAAAAAUAAAAUCACAACCAAAAAAUCAAUCAUGCCGGUUGCUAGCUAUACCCCCGAGCAAAAAGAUCCCC